This is a messenger RNA of Toxotes jaculatrix (banded archerfish), 593 nucleotides long. It is a transcript of the gene cryba4, whose product is annotated as crystallin, beta A4. Gene Ontology annotation, biological process: lens development in camera-type eye; visual perception. The transcript is spliced from 5 exons. Gene Ontology annotation, molecular function: structural constituent of eye lens. The record is from RefSeq and is a predicted model, not a curated record. NCBI's taxonomy places the organism in Eukaryota, Metazoa, Chordata, Actinopteri, Toxotidae. Bases 1 to 591 code for a protein of 196 amino acids.
AUGACUCACCAUUGCACCAAGUUCUCCGGCCACUGGAAGAUCAUUGUCUUUGAUGAGGAGUGCUUCCAGGGCCGCCGCCAUGAGUUCACCUCUGAGUGCUGCAACGUGAUGGAGUUUGGCUUCGAGACUGUGCGCUCCCUCAGAGUGGAGAGUGGAGCCUGGGUGGGUUAUGAGCAUGCCUCCUACCAGGGACAGCAGUUUGUCCUGGAGCGUGGAGAGUACCCCCAGUGUGAUGCUUUCGGUGGCAGCAAUGCCUAUCACAUUGAGAGGAUGACCUCCUUCAGACCUAUUGCCUGUGCUAACCACAGAGAGUGUCGUAUGACUAUCUAUGAGCGUGAGAACUUCCUGGGCCGUAAGGGUGAGCUUAGUGACGAUUAUCCCUCCCUCCAGGCCAUGGGCUGGUGCAACAAUGAAGUUGGCUCUCUCAGGAUCCAGUCUGGAGCAUUUGUGUGCUACCAGUACCCUGGUUAUCGUGGAUACCAGUAUAUCAUGGAGUGUGAUCGUCACUGUGGGGAGUACAAACACUUCAGGGAGUUUGGCUCCCACUGCCAGACCCCUCAGAUCCAGUCCAUCCGCCGUAUUCAGCAGUAACA